AUGACAAUAGAACAGAUGGGAAGAGAAAAAGAAGAAAAGAAAACAGACGAGAAAAGAAAUGAAGAGGAAAGAAGGGAAGAAGAAAUUGAGAAGGGAAGAAAAAGAAGGGAAGAGAAGAGGAGGGAAAAGAAGAGAAGAGAAAAGGAGGGAAGAGAGAAGAGAGAAGAAGAGAAGAGAAGAGAGAAGAGAAUAGAGAAGAGAAGAGAGAAGAGAAGAGAAGAGAGAAGAGAAGAGAGAAGAGAAAAGAGAAGACAAGAGAGAAGAGAUGAGAGAAGAGAAGAGAGAAGACAAGAGAGAAGAGAUGAGAGAAGAGAUGAGAGUAGAGAUGAGAGAAGAGAUGAGAGAAGAGAUGAGAGAAGAGAUGAGAGAAGAGAAGAAAGAAGAGAAGAGAGAAAAGAAGGGAGAAAAGAAGGGAGAAAAGAAGGGAAGAGAAGGGAAGAGAAGAGACAAGAGAAGAGAUAA
Aethina tumida (small hive beetle) is the source of this 462-nucleotide messenger RNA. RefSeq lists its product as uncharacterized. Bases 1 to 462 code for a protein of 153 amino acids. Lineage: Eukaryota; Metazoa; Arthropoda; Insecta; Coleoptera; Nitidulidae. The transcript has 3 exons. The record is from RefSeq and is a predicted model, not a curated record.